AUCAUCGGAAUCGGUUGGCGUGAUGUUGAGUUAGUGAGUUAUUCAUCUAUUUGUCGCGUACGUACUUAAUGCAAAUUUAAGACUUUUAUGGUUUUGUCAUGGAUACCAUUAACAGAACUGGACUAAAUUGAAAUGGGACUACACGAGAAGCGUCAGCUUUCUAAUAAAAAAAGAACAAUCAUCAAAAUCGAUUCACCCAGUCAAAAGUUAUGAGGUAACAACCAUAAAAAUAAUAAUGGCAUACAGUCGUAUUGAGAGCCUCCUCUUUUUUGAAAUCGGUUAAAAGCUGAUUAAUAUGCUAAUUUUUGUUGAAUUAUUAAGAUAUGAAGUUGAAGUCUCCCUCAAUUGUCUUAUAAAGUCGUAUUUCCACUUUCUGUACAACCUAAGAACUUUUGUCUGUUAUAUCCUCAUGCUCGUAUUUUUUGACAAAAUAUUUAGCAAGAAAACAGUUCAUCACAUACUUUAUAUAUUCCUCCCGGUGAAGGUCAUGCGGCGAUCUGAGGAGGUCGAGGCCGCACGGCGUGCUACCAGCACUCUACGUGCCGCCAAGGAGAAAUAUCAACAUCCUGAUAAAAGAGCAACCAGUUGGCGGUAGAUCGCGUCCUGACCCGGUAGGCUGGUUCUGGUCCAGUAUUGCGGGACACCAGCGGCACCGUCUGAGCGGCCUGACGGGCUGCCGUACUGAGACGGGUGACGUUUCAGAACCUUCGAUUCGCCUCGAAGACUCCGUCGGCUGGGCGUCCUUAGGAUACAAAAUGUCAUGCAUAGUGCAAGUUGAGCAGGGCUUAUUGGAGGGAACGAAGCGUCAGAGCUGCCGUGGUCAGUAUUACUAUAGUUUUGAGGGAAUACCGUAUGCGAAGCCACCUAUUGGAAAGCUAAGAUUUAGUAAUCCACAAGAACCCGAUCAAUGGAAAGGAAUACGUAGCGCAACAAGUCCCUCAAACAAAUGCGCCCAAUUAAAUCCUUAUUCUAACUCAGCGUUAGUAGGUUCGGAAGACUGUUUGUACUUAAACAUUUACACGCCUAGUUUGCCAGCUGAAAAACUCGAGAAAUUACCAGUAAUCUUCUUCGUCCACGGCGGUCGUUUGAUUGUAGGCUACGGAGAUUAUUAUACACCGGAUUAUUUGAUUAAAAACGAUGUUAUUUUAGUAACGUUAAAUUACAGGUUAAAUGUGUUAGGAUUUUUGUGUUUGAAUUUACCGGAAGCACCUGGUAACGUUGGAAUUAAGGACACCGUCUACGCAUUACGUUGGGUCGGUAGAAAUAUUUCUCGUUUUAAUGGCAACCCUGGCAAUAUAACGGUUUUCGGUGAAAGCGCCGGUGGGGCCAUUGUAUCUUCGUACUUAACCUCAAAGAUGACUGUUGGUCUUUUUAGUAAGGUUAUUGCGCAGUCCGGAAAUUCAAUAGCUGAUUUUUUUGUGAUUAACGAGGAUCCUAUUGAGAAAGCGAUAAAAUUGGCGUCAGUUUUAGGCAAGGAUUUGAAAGAUCAACGGUCUUUAUACGAGUUCUUAGUACAGGUUCCGUUAGUAGAUUUGGUGAAUGCGUUUACCCAGCUAGAACUGAGUCGGCCGCCUAGUAUUAUCAAUGCGUAUUUCUUACCGGUCGUCGAGAAAAAGUUCGAUAACGUCGAAUGUUUUUUCGAGGAACAUCCCAUAGUGUCCAUUAAGAAUAAUAGGGUACAAAAAGUGCCCGUAAUAACAGGUUAUGUCACUUACGAAUCGGCGCUGUUCGUCCAAAAAGACGACUCUGGUAAGAUCGUAUAUGUAGACGACUUUCAUAAUUUUAUCCCUCGAUUCUUGGGUGUCGAAGAGAGCACGGAAAGAUCUAGAGUUUUCCAGAAGAAACUACGCGAAUUCUAUUUUGCGGGCCGGGAAUUGAAUGACGAUUUGAAGAUUGAUUAUUUGGUAAUGAUCACGGACGUGUAUUUCGUUAGGGAUAUCAUUUAUUUCGCUGAAUUACUAUCGAAACACAAUCCUGAGGUGUAUCUAUAUGAAUUCGGUUUUGACGGCAACCUGAAUACGAGGGUUAUGAAGAGUUUGGGAGUGAAGGGAGCGUCGCACGGAGACAUCGUGCAGUAUCAGUUUUACAGGAAGAGCAAAGCAGAUAAAUGCGGGGAGGCUGACGAGAGAACGAUUGACUUCUUGAGCGAAUGCUGGAGUAAUUUUGCUAAAUACGGCGUACCAACAUGGAGGAAUCAGAAAACAAAAUGGCUGCCUUACUCAACGAACAAUAGACGGACGCUAGUCAUAAAUGACGAGAUAGAAUUAAAGAGAGACGUUAAUUUGAAUCGCAUUAAGUUCUGGUACGAUAUGAUCAAGGAUAAGAGUAAAUUGUGAAUUAAUUAAGAUUAAACGGUGGUGGUUAUUUCAUUGUGCCAUUAUUCAAUGGUGGAUAAAGAAUGUAACACUAUACUAGGGAAAAAGCGUAUUACUCUCUAUACAAAAAUCAUUUGAUAGAUAGGCUGCCACUUCUCGAGCCGAAAGCUGAAAUCGUCGACCGGGAAAUCAUUAAUACCGCGCCAAGAAAUAAAAUACGCAGUAAUGUACCUGAUUUAUGAAAAAAAAACUUGAAAAUCUGAUGUGGAAAGCCUCGACUUUGGUAACAACUAUAAUGCCUUCUACUGACUCAGAAUUAGGUUU
Molecule: messenger RNA, 2639 nt
Organism: Bombyx mandarina (wild silkworm)
Lineage: Eukaryota; Metazoa; Arthropoda; Insecta; Lepidoptera; Bombycidae
Product: esterase FE4-like
Source: RefSeq, a predicted model, not a curated record